AUGAAUAAAGUUUUGAAAAGUUUGGCUGAGAUCGAAAGUUCAGUCAAACUUCCAGUCAAAUUUCCAGUCCAACGCCCAGUCAAACGCCCAGUUCAACGCCCAGUCCAACGCCCAGUCAAGAGUCCAGUCAAACUUCCAGUCAAACUUCCAGUCAAACCACCAGUCAAACUUCCAGUCAAACUUCCAGUCAAACUUCCAGUCAAACGUCCAGUCAAACGUCCAUUAAAACGUUCAAUCAAACUCAGUCAAACUUCCAGUCAAUUUUCCAGUCAAACUUCCAGUCAAGCGUCCAGUCAAAUUUCCAGUCAAACGUCCAGUCAAACGGCAGUCAAACAUCCAGCCAAACGUCCAGUCAAACGUCCUGUCAAGCGUCCAUUCAAACGUCCAGUCAAACGUCCAGUCAAACGUCCAGUCAAACUUCCAGUCAAACUUCCAGUCAAACUUCCAGUCAAACUUCCAGUCAAACUUCCAGUCAAACUUCCAGUCAAACUUCCAGUCAAACUUCCAGUCAAACUUCCAGUCAAACUUCCAGUCAAACUUCCAGUCGAACUUCCAGUCGAACUUCCAGUCAAACUUCCAGUCAAACUUCCAGUUAAACUUUCAGUCAAUUUUCCAGUCAAACUUCCAGUCAAGCUUCCAGUCAAACUUCCAGUCAAACUUCCAGUCAAACUUCCAGUCGAACUUCCAGUCAAACUUCCAGUUACACUUUCAGUCAAACUUCCAGUCAAACUUCCAGUUAAACUUCUAGUCAAACUUCCAGUCAAACUUCUAGUCAAACUUCCAGUCAAACUUCCAGUCACACUUCCAGUUACACUUCCAGUCAAACUUUCAUCUAAAAGUUUCGCCAAACGUGAAAGCUUCGCUCAAAUGGUCAGUUAA
Messenger RNA from Hyalella azteca, 879 nucleotides. Its product is annotated as non-classical arabinogalactan protein 31-like. NCBI's taxonomy places the organism in Eukaryota, Metazoa, Arthropoda, Malacostraca, Amphipoda, Hyalellidae. The transcript has a single exon. Bases 1 to 879 code for a protein of 292 amino acids. The record is from RefSeq and is a predicted model, not a curated record.